Molecule: messenger RNA, 1596 nt
Organism: Verruconis gallopava
Lineage: Eukaryota; Fungi; Ascomycota; Dothideomycetes; Venturiales; Sympoventuriaceae
Exons: 1
Coding region: 813-1580 (255 amino acids)
Source: RefSeq, a predicted model, not a curated record
CAGGAGAAUAAGCGCUAUAAACCUUCGCGCAUAUAUCAGAAAACGUGGCGCGAGUUGUUCUACUCUUUUCCAUAGGGGACGGACCACCCGACAACUUAUCUGUUAUGUAUAUCAGGCUCUGAGCUUGUGACUUGACGGCUUGGAAGCUCUAAUCGUCGUUUACUGUAUCCUCGAACACAAUCUGCAUCGCCAUCCUCGGUUCUUUUGGCUCCAUAUUAUCGACUGGCCUUGAGCAAUCUGAAAGGCGGCCAUGCCUCCUUUCGUUCUUCGUCGCGGUCAGCCGGGAUUCCUUGAUCGAUAGAACCGAAUUGCAACUAUAGCCUCGCAUAGAUCUAUCCGACUCUUUUUCUCCAGGGCGACAAACUUGCAUUUGGAACAGCAUAGCCACUUGCCGAUAAGGUUUUCUUUUUUUUCACUGUUGGAGGAGCAAUUCAUAACGAAUUUCGUGUCAAGCGACGCAUAAGCUUUCCGACCAAGAAGAUGAACGCACCAUUCGAUUCACGCAGUUUCCUCGGGUUUGCCAUGCUCUUGGAAUCCAUCACAGUAACCAACGCCUUAACGUGAUUAAAUUAUCGUCAUUCAUGAAUUGAGAUCUUUGGCUGCAGGAUAAACGCCUAGAUUGCCUAUGUUCAUUGUCGCAGAACAUUGGCAGGGAUGAAACACAGCGUGCGGCAUCUAACUUGGCAUCACGCCCAGCAUUUCUAAAUCUCGACUCCGACGCAAGCGACACUUAUUUUUUCUCUCUUUCGAAUCUUGUCCUUCCUAUUCUUUCUAGCUGCGCUUAUGUGUGUCUUCUAGGUCAUGGCCGGGACAUGGCGAACUCUAGGCGCUUCAAGAUCGUUGCAGUCUCGAUAGUCCUAAUCAUAAUCUUCGCGAUCACCUUGGACGCAGCACUUCGGCUUCACGCGCCACCGCACAACAUCCUGAAGGUGUCGCAUGCGCAGAAUGGAGGCCCGAACCUUCAAGCCGCGAAGGCCGGAGCGGAACCCCAGCAAAGCGGAACCGGGCAGAUGGGCAGCCCGUCAAACGCGUCGGUGCAAGCAUCAAGCGCGGCGACGCAUGCUCCAACACAUACGACGGGCCUCGAACAAGGUCUGAUCGGCUCGCCGUCGAACACGACAGCCGCAAACGCAACGGCCACAGCACAGGUGUCGGUCUCGAUGCCGUCGUCAAGCAGGAGACCGGAGUCCGACUUGUCCAUCAUCCUAGAAGCGUACGCCGGUUCGGCGGGACCCAAACGCUGUCGCGGCCAGGUGCUGAAGAAGCUCAUCAUUCCGCACCCGGUCUCGCAGUGGCGAUCGGGCGUGUGUGUCAAUCUUUCGGAUCAGGCCCAGUGCGGCAUUUUCUACGCGGGCAAGGAGGAUAACUGCGAGGCGCGACUGUUCAACAUCGAAGGAUGUGAGGACACCACGGACACGUAUGUCAAUACCGUCGUGUUCAUGCCGGAGGUUAGAGCAGUGGGAAGCUUGUGGAGGAGCAUGUUUAUAAGAUGUGGCAUCGACGUGCCAGAGGUCGGUCAACUGGAUCCAAGCAUCCUGGGCGCAGCAUUGAAGUUGCCAUCCGCUCCAAACACGACGUGAUGCUGUUGGCCAAGCA